AUGUCUUCCACCGCCACGACCACCCCAAACUCCUCAGCUGGCAGCUUGCCAGCUUCGACAAGCAGCGGCAGCACGUUGGCUGUUCCAUCGAGCGCAUCUGUGCUCGAAGCCAGCUUCUUACCCAUUGGGUAUUUCAAUGAAAAAAAUAAAGAAGCCAAUCCGGCUCCUAUUAAGGUUAGUAAAUAAAUAUAGUACAACAAAUUAUCUAAACUACAGUAUCGUUAUAAAAAAUACAUGAACUUUUAUAUUUUGAUAACCGUCUAUGUAUCACGAAUACUACAAUACUUUUACAACAAUAAUAAUGUAAUCAGACAAUAACUAUUAAAUAAUAAAAAUUUUCCGAAUUUUAGAACAAGGUAUGCCUUAAAAAAGCACGUCAACAAGGCCGAUAUGCCAAGGUCCACAAGUAUCUGGACGGUAUUGAGCGGGAGCUCGAGCUGCUUAAAGUAAAGCAGCUGAGCUGCUGCACCAAGCGGCAGAAGGAAAACAUCAGCUUCGAAGCUGAUCAAAUCUUGGCCAAAUGUGCCGUGAUCAAAGAGGGAAUCUUUGGCAAAACGCCAAAACAAGAAGCCAUGAAAGCAGAAGUCGCUAGCACCAGUACUAGCUAA
Molecule: messenger RNA, 608 nt
Organism: Bursaphelenchus okinawaensis
Lineage: Eukaryota; Metazoa; Nematoda; Chromadorea; Rhabditida; Aphelenchoididae
Source: the annotation of a GenBank genome assembly